GAGCCAGCCCGAGCCCCAGGCGGAGCCCCGGCCGCAGGGCAGCGGGAGCCCGCGCGCGGCUCGCGCCGGCAUGGAGAAGCGCGCGGCCGCGGGGCCGGAGGGGGCGCCGGGCGCCAGGGCGCCGCUCGCAGUCGUCUGCCUGGUGAACCUCUUUCUCACGGGGAGGCUCAGCGGUGCUGUCCCUGCCUUAGCUGCCUGCAGUGGGAAGUUGGAACAGCACACUGAACGGCGAGGGGUCAUCUACAGCCCAGCCUGGCCCCUCAACUACCCACCGGGCACCAACUGCAGCUGGUACAUUCAGGGUGACCGGGGUGACAUGAUCACCAUCAGUUUCCGAAACUUUGACGUGGAGGAGUCUCACCAGUGCACCCUGGACUGGCUGCUGCUGGGCCCAGCAGCUCCACCUCGCCAGGAGGCCUUUCGCCUCUGUGGCUCAGCCAUCCCGCCCGCCUUCAUCUCUGCCCGUGACCAUGUCUGGAUCUUCUUCCACUCAGACGUCUCCAGCUCCGGCCAGGCCCAGGGAUUCCGCCUCUCCUAUAUCCGAGGGAAGCUGGGCCAGGCAUCCUGUCAGACAGAUGAGUUCCGCUGUGACAAUGGCAAGUGCCUGCCUGGUCCUUGGCAGUGCAACAUGGUGGAUGAGUGUGGAGAUGGCUCAGAUGAGGGUAACUGUUCAGCCCCUGCCUCGGAGCCACCAGGCAGCUUGUGCCCGGGGGGCACCUUCCCAUGCAGUGGAGCUCGCUCCACACGCUGCCUGCCGGUUGAGAGGCGCUGUGACGGCACCCAGGAUUGUGGCGAUGGGUCUGAUGAGGCCGGCUGCCCCGACCUAGCAUGUGGCCGGAGGCUGGGAAGCUUCUAUGGUUCCUUCGCCUCCCCAGACCUGUUUGGCGCUGCCCGCGGGCCGUCGGACCUUCACUGCACAUGGCUGGUGGACACACAGGACCCUCGGCGUGUGCUGCUGCAGCUGGAGCUACGGCUGGGUUAUGAUGACUAUGUCCAAGUAUAUGAAGGCCUGGGCGAGCGUGGGGACCGUCUGCUGCAAACACUUUCCUACCGCAGCAACCACCGGCCCGUGAGCCUUGAGGCAGCACAGGGCCGCCUCACCGUGGCCUACCAUGCUCGUGCCCGCAGCGCCGGUCACGGCUUCAAUGCCACCUACCAGGUGAAGGGCUACUGCCUUCCGUGGGAGCAGCCGUGUGGGGGCAGUGGCGAGGGCGACGAUAGCAGCGCAGGGGAGCAGGGCUGCUUCUCAGAGCCACAGCGCUGUGACGGCUGGUGGCACUGUGCGAGUGGCCGGGAUGAACAGGGCUGCCCGGCAUGCCCUGCUGACCAGUACCCCUGUGAGGGUGGCAGCGGCCUGUGCUACGCGCCUGCGGAUCGUUGUAACAACCAGAAAAGCUGCCCGGAUGGUGCCGAUGAGAAGAACUGCUUUUCCUGCCAGCCGGGCACCUUCCACUGUGGCACCAACCUGUGCAUCUUUGAGACAUGGCGCUGCGAUGGCCAGGAGGAUUGCCAAGAUGGCAGUGAUGAGCACGGCUGCCUGGCCGCUGUGCCCCGCAAGGUCAUCACCGCUGCCCUCAUCGGCAGCCUGGUGUGCGGACUGCUGCUUGUCAUCGCCCUAGGCUGUGCCUUCAAACUCUACUCCCUGCGCACGCAGGAGUACAGGGCCUUUGAGACCCAAAUGACACGUUUAGAGGCAGAGUUUGUGCGGCGGGAGGCCCCCCCAUCCUACGGUCAGCUCAUCGCACAAGGCCUCAUCCCGCCCGUCGAGGAUUUUCCUGUCUACAGCGCAUCCCAGGCUUCAGUGCUCCAGAACCUUCGCACAGCCAUGCGACGACAGAUGCGUCGGCAUGCCUCCCGCAGGGGGCCAUCCCGCCGCAGGCUCGGUCGCCUCUGGAACAGGCUCUUCCACCGCCCACGGGCACCUCGAGGCCAGAUCCCACUGCUGACGGCUGCGCGGACCUCACAGACCGUGCUGGGUGAUGGGCUCCUCCAGGCAGCACCAGGGGCUGCCCCAGACCCGCCAGCCCCCCCUACAGACACGGGCAGCCCCAGGGAAGCUGGAGAUGGGCCUCCCGGUGGUCUUGGCCACGUACCAGAAGUGGGGCCUUCAGUGCAACCCCCACCCUUGAACCUGCAAGAUCCAGAGUACAGGCCAGAGGACAAGGAGAGAAAGGCCUGUGAGGACGAGCCUCAGGAAGACAGCCCAGCCCCUGGGGACACACCUCCAGAGCCCUGCUUGGCCCAGGACCCCUAUCCCCAGACUCCUACUGCCAGCAGCACCCAAGAUCUCCACUCACCAGAGCCAUUGGGGGUCUGCAGGAGCCCCCCACCAACCUGCUCCCCAAUAUUGGAGGCUAGUGACGAUGAGGCCCUGCUGGUCUGCUGACCCGUUGGACACGCUGAUGACUGCCACAGCCCCGCUUUGUAACCAGGGAAUACACAGUCAUUUCUA
Messenger RNA from Phodopus roborovskii (desert hamster), 2452 nucleotides. RefSeq names its product LDL receptor related protein 3 (gene Lrp3). Gene Ontology annotation, cellular component: plasma membrane. Bases 71 to 2386 code for a protein of 771 amino acids. The record is from RefSeq and is a predicted model, not a curated record. Gene Ontology annotation, molecular function: protein binding. The transcript has 7 exons. NCBI's taxonomy places the organism in Eukaryota, Metazoa, Chordata, Mammalia, Rodentia, Cricetidae.